CCCUCCAUUUCGGCCCGCCCCUCCUGUCCCCGGCGCGCGUCGCGGCGGCAUGCCAUGGGGACCGCGUCGUCUCUUGUGCGGCCCGCGGGCGGGGAGGUGAUUGAGGACACGUACGGCGCGGGCGGCGGUGAGGCGUGCGAGAUCCCGGUGGAGGUGAAGCCCAAGGCCCGCCUGCUGCGCGGCUCGCUCCGCCGGGGCGCUGGGGCCGGGCCCGGGGCGCAGGCGCGCGGCGCGGGCGGCGGCGGGCUGUUGGGGGCCAGCUUCAGGUCCACCGGCUCGUCGCUGCCCGAACUGGAGUACGCGGCGGCCGAGUGCGAGCGGCUCAGGAAGGAGUACGAGAUCUUCCGGGUCAGCAAGACCCAGGAGCUGUUGUCCAUGGGCCGCCGCGAGGCCAAGCUGGACACGGAGAACAAGCGGCUGCGGGCCGAGCUGCAGGCACUUCAGAAAACUUACCAGAAGAUACUUCGGGAAAAAGAAAGUGCUUUGGAAGCAAAAUACCAAGCAAUGGAGAGAGCAGCUACAUUUGAACAUGACAGAGAUAAAGUUAAAAGGCAAUUCAAGAUUUUUAGGGAAACCAAAGAAAACGAAAUUCAAGACUUACUAAGAGCCAAGCGAGAGCUGGAGAGCAAACUUCAGAGGUUGCAGGCUCAGGGGAUCCAGGUGUUUGAUCCUGGGGAGUCUGAUUCGGAUGACAACUGUACAGAUGUUACUGCUGCUGGGACCCAGUGUGAGUACUGGACUGGCGGAGCCUUGGGGAGUGAGCCCUCCCUAGGAAGUAUGAUCCAGCUUCAGCAGUCUUUCCGAGGCCCUGAGUUUGCCCAUAGUUCUAUAGAUGUGGAAGGACCCUUUGCAAAUGUCAACAGAGAUGACUGGGAUAUGGCUGUAGCUAGUUUGUUGCAGGUUACUCCCUUGUUUUCACACUCUCUAUGGAGUAACACUGUCAGAUGUUACCUCAUUUGUACAGAGGAGACCCAAGUGGAGAUGGAUCUUUUCCUUAAGGUCUAUUCACCUAAACUUAAAAGAAUGUGUGAGACAAUGGGAUAUUUUUUCCAUGCUGUUUAUUUCCCAGUAGAUGUUGAAAAUCAAUUCCUCACUGUAAGAAAAUGGGAAAUUGAGAAGAGUUCAUUAGUUAUUUUAUUCAUUCACGUAACGUUACCAAGCCUUUUAUUGGAAGACUGUGAAGAAGCUUUUCUGAAAAACCCUGAAGGAAAACCACGAUUAAUUUAUCAUCAUUUGGAAGAGGGGGAAGUCAGUUCUGACUCUGUGCAACAAUUGCUUGAUCAAGUUUCCAACCUAAAGACCAGCAAAGCCAAGAUCAUUGAUCAUGUGGGGGAUCCUGCAGAUGGAGUAUAUAAAACUUAUAUUUGUGUGGAAAAGAUUAUUAAACAGGACAUCUUAGGCCUUGAGAACACAGACCUGGAGUGUAAGGAUUUGGGCAAUGAAGAGUCCAUUCCAGAAAAAGACGACUUUGGUGAUGUUCUGUGGGACAUACAUGAUGAGCAAGAACAAAUGGAAGCCUUCCAGCAAGCUUCUAAUUCUGCCCACGAGUUGGGAUUUGAGAAAUAUUACCAACGCCUUAAUGAUUUAGUGGCAGCACCAGCCCCAAUCCCACCCCUUCUGGUGUCUGGAGGCCCUGGUUCUGGAAAGUCCCUUCUUUUAUCAAAGUGGAUUCAGUUACAACAGAAGAAUUCCCCUACCACACUGAUCCUGUCUCAUUUUGUGGGGAGGCCCAUGUCCACCAGCGCAGAAUCUUCCUUGAUUAUUAAACGACUCACUCUGAAGUUGAUGCAGCACUCUUGGUCAGUAUCUGCGAUUACGCUGGAUCCUGCUAAGCUUCUGGAAGAAUUCCCACGUUGGUUAGAAAAACUCUCUGCUCGUCAUCAAGGCAGCAUCAUCAUCAUCAUUGAUUCUAUAGAUCAAGUUCAGCAAGUUGAAAAACACAUGAAAUGGCUGAUAGAUCCUCUGCCAGUGAAUGUGAGAGUAAUUGUUUCUGUGAAUGUAGAAACCUGCCCUCCAGCAUGGAGGUUGUGGCCAACACUUCAUCUUGAUCCUUUAAAUCCAAAAGAUGCAAAAUCUAUUAUAAUUGCAGAAUGCCACUCUGUAGACAUUAAAUUGAAUAAAGAGCAGGAGAAGCAGCUGGAACGACACUGUCGUUCGGCUACAACCUGCAAUGCCCUUUAUGUCACGCUCUUCGGCAAAAUGGUCGCACGUGCUGGGAAGGCAGGGAAUUUAGAUAAAACCCUUCACCAGUGUUUCCAGUGUCAAGAUACUGCUUCGUUGUACAGGCUUGUUCUGCACUCCAUCUGGGAGUCCAUGGCAAAUGAUGGGGAUAAGGAACUAAUGAAACAGAUUCUCUGCCUCAUCAAUGUUAGUCACAAUGGUGUGAGUGAAUCAGAGCUGAUGGAACUCUACCCUGAAUUAUCCUGGGCUGUCUUGACCUCUCUUAUUCACAGUUUAUACAAAAUGUGUUUGUUAACUUAUGGUUGUGGCUUGCUCAGGUUUCAGAAUCUACAGGCCUGGGAAACAGUGAGGCUGGAGUACCUGGAAGGGCCCACGCUUACUUCUUCAUAUAGGCAGAAGCUGAUCAACUACUUCACCUUGCAGCUCAGUCAGGACAGGGUCACCUGGAGAAGUGCGGAUGAGCUCUUGUGGCUUCUUCAGCAGCAGGGGAAUAAGCAGCAGUUACACGAUGGCCUGCUCAACCUCCUCGUGUCUCAGAAUCUUUAUAAGAGAGGACACUUUGCUGAGUUGCUGAGUUAUUGGCAGUUUGUUGGCAAAGACAAAAGCGCGAUGGCAGCAGAAUACUUUGAGUCAUUGAAGCGGUAUGAGAAAAACUGUGAUGGCGAGGAGAACAUGAUUUGCUUAGCUGAUCUUUAUGAAACCCUGGGGCGGUUUCUCAAGGACCUAGGCCUCCUCAGCCAGGCUGUAGUACCUCUGCAGAGGUCUCUAGAAAUUCGCGAAACAGCUUUAGAUCCAGAUCACCCGAGAGUAGCUCAGUCCCUUCACCAACUAGCAAGUGUGUAUGUGCAGUGGAAGAAGUUUGGCAAUGCAGAGCAGCUGUACAAACAGGCCCUGGAAAUCUCGGAAAACGCCUAUGGUGCAGACCAUCCACGCACUGCCCGGGAACUUGAGGCACUUGCGACUUUGUACCAGAAACAGAAUAAAUAUGAACAAGCUGAACAUUUUAGGAAAAAAUCCUUUAAAAUUCGUCAGAAAGCUACAAGGAGAAAAGGCAACCUGUAUGGAUUCGCCCUUUUGCGUAGGCGGGCCCUGCAGCUGGAAGAGUUGACUCUGGGUAAGGACACGCCUGAUAAUGCGCGGACCCUCAAUGAACUGGGUGUGCUGUACUAUCUACAGAACAACCUGGAGACAGCUGACCAGUUUCUGAAGCGGUCCUUGGAAAUGCGGGAGCGCAUUCUAGGGCCGGAUCACCCUGACUGCGCCCAGUCCCUCAAUAACUUGGCGGCUCUGUGCAAUGAAAAGAAACAGUAUGAGAAGGCGGAGGAGCUUUACGAGAGGGCGCUGGACAUCCGGAGGCGAGCGCUGGCUCCUGACCACCCUUCUCUGGCCUACACCGUGAAGCAUCUUGCAAUCUUGUAUAAAAAAAUGGGAAAACUGGACAAAGCAGUACCUUUGUAUGAAUUGGCUGUUGAAAUUCGACAGAAAUCUUUUGGUCCAAAGCACCCUAGUGUAGCCACUGCCUUGGUGAACUUAGCAGUUCUUUACAGCCAAAUGAAAAGACACAAGGAAGCCUUGCCAUUAUACGAAAGAGCAUUAAAGAUCUAUGAAGAUAGCUUGGGUCGGAUGCAUCCUCGAGUUGGAGAAACAUUAAAAAAUUUAGCUGUGCUUAGCUAUGAAGAAGGGGAUUUUGAAAAAGCUGCUGAGCUAUACAAACGGGCUAUGGAAAUAAAAGAAGCAGAAACAUCACUCUUGGGUGGAAAAGCUCCUUCGCGACAUUCGUCGAGUGGAGACACCUUCAGCUUAAAAACGGCUCACUCGCCUCACGGUUUCAUCCAUCAAGGCCAGAAGUAACGGCAGAACUCACAGCCCUUUGCCCAUGUAACGUAGAAUGAAAACAACAUUCAGCACAUUGGAAAACAAAAAUGUCAACAGUAUUUAUUUGUGCUAAUGACUUUAUAUGAAAUUGCACGGGACUCUGUUAAGCGUGAGUUGGGCUUGUGUCUGACUUCCCUACUGUGUGAGAUCCAAGGAUGCAGAUGCUAGCCCUGCAUGCUGACCAGCAGUGAGUAUGAGGCCUGCAUCUCUUGCUGCGCAGUUACACACGGAGUCAGAAUCCAUGCACGGCUCCUCAAGCUCCCUUAGCCAUGUCUUUGUUUCUCAGCAGUAGUCUGACACAAUUCUCUACCUCAAAGAGUUUCAAGGAUUUAAAGAGAUAAUGUUUAGGAAGGUAUGAAUUGUUUUCAGUGAAAUAAAUUGCUCAUAGCAUUUGGGAUUACUUUUUUUUUUUUUAUUCUGUCAACAGAUGAAGAUCAACUGCUUUCUGUGCUCAUUGUGCAUGCAUUGGCUCAACCCCACAGACAACAGCCAUACCAGGGCAGGCUCUGUAGAUUUGAGCUGUCCCAAAAUAUGGACCUAACAUUCUCCUCUGCUCUCAUAAGUGGCCUAAAUCUGUCUCCUUUACCUCAAACUCAAAUUAGUCUGGUACUUUUAUAUUGAAAGCUAAAUAUUUUUUACAGUUGUAUAAGUAUUGCCACAGUUUGGAUACUGUUUUAUACCUUUUAUAUUAUUUAUACAUAAAAUCAAUGUUAAUAUGUGUAAGAUUUCAACAUGUAUUAUAAAGAUGAAAGAUGUAAUAACUAUACUUUGCUAUUUAAAAUAAAGUGCAAUUCCAAGUUCUCUGUUCCCCACUCUGGUUUAUAAAAGGUUAUAUUUUGCAUAAUUAUUUAAGAAAUACUCUGAACAAAAUAAGAGGUAAAUGGUUUUAAUAACCCCUAAAUAGUUUGUCCCACCUGAAGAACUCUGUAGGGUUUUGGUUAAUAUUCACAGAGUGAUGCCCAGACCACAUCACCACCACCUGGGGCUUAUGAAAAAUCCAGACUCUCAGGGUUGUCUCCAGCCCUGCUAAUCAGCAUGUGCAUCUUAGCCAGGUUCUCAGGGGAUUCAUAUGCUUGUGAAGCAAUGGCCUAAUUCUGAGCAUGACAGUGGUAAGUUAGGCAGGAUCUUGAAAAAAAAUGAGCACCCUGCUUAUCCUUUUUGAGAGAAGUUCAAGAGGAAAAAAACCUAAAAAGAUAAAAUAGGAACAUAUUUUCUUUACUACUUAAAAACAUUUAGUAGGACUGUAAGUCGAUUACCAAAGUUGAAUGACUUGUCAACUAUAACUCAUCUCUGUGCUAAGGCAAUUUGGGGGCUGCUUUUCCAUUUUUUUGCAUUAGAAUCACCAGUAUUUACAAGCCUAGUCAAACAUGAGGGCUUUAUUCUAGAAAUAGCUGCCUACUUAGAAAGGUUUCCAUGGCAUGCAGACUGUCAAGUGGGCACUUCAGGUAGCAACAAAUGCCUGUUACUAGAUUUUUUUUUUCCCCUGGUAAAAUAACCCAGCCAUCUUUAAUGAAAAAUACUGCACAAAAAAAUUGAUGAUCUGGGUGCAGUGUAAGAUACCAGCAGUGAUGCAGUACCAAGUUAAAAGUAGAUACUUUAUCAGAACACAGAAUUUUGUAUGUAAAACCUUACCAGAUUUGUGUGUCGGAGAUUUCAUUAUUCAGAAAGACUGCAUUUCAUUUUGCAAAUUCAAAGCAUCUCUAAGCAACUAGAAAAGUGAUGUUUCAACACACCAUUUAAAAAUGGUAGAAGACUUAACCAGGAAAAUAUAAGCUUCAAGGCUAGAAAAACUACCCCCCUCUUUACUGAAUUCACUUUAAACGUAAGAAUUAACAGUACAGUCUUAGAAUCUUAAAACUAAUACACUGAACAUAUUUGAGACUUUCUGAAACUAAUUUUCAGAUCUUAAAAUGGGAAAUAUACUUUUAGUUUUUCACUAACAUUUUCUCCCUAGAGAUCAGCUUGGAUAUUAAUAUCUUCAAAGUAAGAAUCAUCAGAAUAAGAGAUUAGCAUAAGGGCCGGUGCUGUGGCGCAGUGGGUUAAAGCCCUGGGCGCUGGAUCUAGUCCCGGCUACUCAUCUUCCAAUCCAGCGCUCUGCUUGUGGUCUGGGAAAGUAGUAGAAGAAGUAGUAGUAGAAGCAGUAGAAGAAGUAGAAGAAGUCCUUGGGCCCCUGCACCCACGUGGGAAACCUGGAAGAAGCUCCUGGCUCCAAGCUUUGGAUGGGUGCAGCUCUAGCCGUUGUGGCCAUCUGGGGACUGAACCAGUGGAUAGAAGACCUCUCUGUCUACCUCUCUCUGUAACUCUUUCAAAUAAAUAAAAAUAAUUAAAAAAAAAAA
Messenger RNA from Oryctolagus cuniculus (rabbit), 6392 nucleotides. It is a transcript of the gene NPHP3, whose product is annotated as nephrocystin 3. The record is from RefSeq and is a predicted model, not a curated record. Gene Ontology annotation, cellular component: ciliary inversin compartment; ciliary base. NCBI's taxonomy places the organism in Eukaryota, Metazoa, Chordata, Mammalia, Lagomorpha, Leporidae. Gene Ontology annotation, molecular function: protein binding. Gene Ontology annotation, biological process: determination of left/right symmetry; kidney morphogenesis; convergent extension.